Gavia stellata (red-throated loon) is the source of this 994-nucleotide messenger RNA. It is a transcript of the gene TIMM9, whose product is annotated as translocase of inner mitochondrial membrane 9. The transcript has 5 exons. Bases 336 to 605 code for a protein of 89 amino acids. NCBI's taxonomy places the organism in Eukaryota, Metazoa, Chordata, Aves, Gaviiformes, Gaviidae. The record is from RefSeq and is a predicted model, not a curated record.
AUAAUGAUUUUUCUCUCAGGACAGAACCCCCUUGUGUGUUCAGUUUGUUCAAAGAGGCUCUCGGGGUGUCUGAUUUCAGACUUACAAUCUUAACUCGUAUUUGGUGUUAGAAGACCUUUUCUACCAUUGACCUUUUUUUCUUCAGAGCAGGGUCUAGCCCGUGGCUAUGAGAUAGCAAAUUACAACAAGCUGUGCAUCUGCAUCAGGUCUGGAGAUACAGCUGGGGAAGCUGUAUUCCCACACAAGAAGUUUUAGAAGAGUUCUGGCUCCUGUUCCUCCUGCCGUGGAAACAGAUGAUUGACCCAGAAUAGGUGAGUGAAUCACAGUGGUAGAAUAUGGCUGGGCAAAUAUCGGAAUCUGAUCAGAUCAAGCAGUUCAAGGAGUUCCUUGGAACAUACAAUAAACUUACAGAAAACUGCUUCCUGGAUUGCAUAAAGGAUUUCACUAGCAGAGAGGUUAAACCAGAAGAGAUGACUUGCUCAGACCACUGCCUACAGAAGUAUUUAAAAAUGACACAGAGGAUCUCCAUGAGAUUUCAGGAGUACCACAUUCAGCAGAAUGAAGCUCUGGCAGCUAAAGCAGGACUGCUUGGCCAGCCUCGUUAGACAAGAGCACUCUGUUCAGACUUCACAAGCAGGGCCAGUGUUCACUGGGCAAGAACACAUUUUGGAUUUUCUACUGUUGGGAUGUAUGUCCAGCAGUCCAGCAACUCAGAAGAGUUCUAGGUGCUGUUCAGACAGUGGAAACCAUGAAGGGUUAAACAAGAAGUGAGUCAUGGUGGACUGGCAAUGGAGUCUGUUUCUGAGGCCCUUUUCACUCUACAAUGGAGUAAUAUUGAUACAAACUUUUUCAGGGCCCACAGACUGGUAUGUUUAAAUUUCAGCGGGGUGGGAGGGUUAUACUGCCUUUCUGCUACGACUGGUUCAGAUGAAAAAAAAGUGUAAUAUGGGAAAUACUUUUUUAUUUAAUUCAAGUAAAAUAAAUGGGAACUGUA